Molecule: messenger RNA, 693 nt
Organism: Onthophagus taurus
Lineage: Eukaryota; Metazoa; Arthropoda; Insecta; Coleoptera; Scarabaeidae
Product: collagen alpha-2(I) chain-like
Source: RefSeq, a predicted model, not a curated record
CAGCAAACUCACCAUCAAUUUUAGUUCAUAACGAACAGUGUCAUAGAAGAAACAUAACCAAUUCAAAAUGAAAACUUUGAUCGUUCUUUUUGCAAUUACUUUAUGCGUUGCUAAUGGAUACCCUGGACUUCCAUUAGGAGGCGUACUUGUUGGACCUGGAAAUCCUGGAGCUAUCCUUCAAGGACCUGCAGCAAAGGGAUCAGUAAUCGGCCCAGAUGGAUCAAUCGUUUCUGGAGCUGCGCAAGCUGGUGCCAUAGCAGCUGGUGCUAUUCCCGGAGGAGUCGUUAGCGCUGCAGUUUCGCCAGGAGUUGUCGGAAUCCCAGCCCCAAUUGCAAUUCAAGCCCCAAUCGCAAUCCCUUCACCAAUCAUAGUUCCAGCUCCUAUUAGUAUUGGACUUAACAAUGGGCUAAGCGGAGCUGUUAUAGCUGGACCAUCAGGAACUGUGGUUUCCAAUGGAUUAGGUACAGUCAGUGUUGAUGCUGUUGGUCCCCUUGGACCAAUUGGCCCUGUAGGUGAUGAUUGCGAUGAUGGCGAUGAUGGAUCUUAUAAACCAAGUGGAGGAAAGUGGUAAAUGGAGAGAGGAUUUUUUCAUCUUAAUGACUGUUCAACUGAAGACUUAGGCUAUGUUAUUUGCUAUUUGUGGCAGUGUACCAAAAUGUAUUUAUUCAUAUUAAAAUGAUAUUAUAAAAAUUA